UGCAGUCCAUUUAAAAGCAGCGUCUGCUCGAGUGACCCGGAGAGAAGCAUCCCGUCCUCCCCUCCACCGCAGCGGCUGCAGCGCCAUGUCCAAACCCAAGUUCCAGACGGAGUGGGAGGAGAUCGACGAGGAGCACCAGCAACUACAGGAAAGUCACAAAGUAUACAGACACAAGCUUGAGGAGCUCACCAAUCUUCAGACAACGUGCAGCAGCUCCAUCAGUAAACAGAGAAAAAGCCUAAAGGACCUGAGGUACAGCUUGAGCAAAUGUGCGAAAACGUGUGACGAGAAAGAACUGAAGCUGAUCGCGGACAUCAAAACACAAAUCAAAGAGAAAGAAAAUGUCUUUUUUGAUAUGGAGGCAUAUUUGCCGAAGAGGAACGGACUGUACCUCAAUUUGGUCCUGGGCAACGUGAACGUAACACUUCUCAGCAACCAGGCAAAAUUUGCCUACAAAGAUGAGUACGAGAAGUUCAAGCUGUACAUGACAAUAAUCCUGAUGUUUGGAGCCAUAACCUGCCUCUUCGUUCUCAACUAUCGUGUCACUGAUGAAAUCUUCAACUUUUUGCUGGUGUGGUACUACUGCACCUUGACCAUAAGGGAAAGCAUCCUCAUGAGCAAUGGCUCCAGAAUCAAAGGUUGGUGGGUGUCUCACCAUUAUGUGUCCACCUUUCUGUCUGGUGUAAUGCUGACCUGGCCGGAGGGGGCCAUGUAUCAGAUGUUCAGAAGCCAGUUUCUUGCUUUCUCUAUAUAUCAGAGCUUCGUUCAGUUCCUCCAGUAUUACUACCAGAGCGGCUGCUUGUACCGGCUGCGAGCCCUGGGAGAGAGGAAUCAGCUGGACCUCACAGUGGAGGGAUUCCAGUCCUGGAUGUGGAGAGGCCUCACGUUUCUUUUGCCAUGCCUCUUUUUUGGACAUUUUUGGCAGCUGUACAACUCGGUGACCCUGUUUCGCUUGGCAGGACAUGAAGACUGUAAAGAGUGGCAGGUGUUUAUGUUGGCAUUGACGUUUCUCAUCCUGUUCCUGGGAAACUUUCUCACCACUGUAAAAGUCGUCCACCAGAAAAUCCAGCAAAACCAGGAAAAGGGGCAAAAAACUGACUGAGACAUAAACUCAACGAGACGCCUCAAAUUCUUCCAAACGGCCAGUAACUUUGAAGCAACAGGCACAGAUGGCUUGUGAGACUGACCCCAGUACGAUCGGGCCGGGAGAAGACGAAGCUUCUCCCGGGCUUCGAUUCCGCCAGCGAGCUCCCGCCGGAGAAUCUGGAGAUCAGGCUUUCUGCUUUCUAUUGACUCGUUGUUUGUGUCGCUGCUCGGUCGGUCUCAACACAAAGCGUCGUUCACCUUUUCUAAGGAUGAGCCGUUUUGUUGCUUUAUCUUGUACAUAAAACAAAGUGAGUGGAAAGAAUGCGUUGUAUUUGAGUGUCGGUGUAUGUGAGUCUGUCUGGGAGCCUUUGUUCAAAUCAUAUGCAACUGAAAAAGCAGGCAGGUAGCGUCAAUAUACAGACGGGUGACAAAUUUAAAGGAAAAGCAAAUUGUGUCAACCACCAGACUGGCUUCAGUGUGGCUCGGCAUUGAUUCUACAAGUUUCGAGAUACGACUGGAGGAAAAAAAAACUCCCUCAGCAAAAAUAUAUUCCCUCUUUUGGUGUUCAUCGUGAUAGCUGUGAGUUCUGUUGACUGUGAAGGCCACGGCUAAUGAUUCACAUCAUUCUCCUACUCGUCAAAACAUUCAAUGUGCUCUCUGUGGAUUUGGGCAUCGUCCUUUCUUUCCAGGUUUUCCUCUAAUUUAUCACCCGUCUGUAAUUUGCCUUUUGAGGACUUAACGUCUGUUAUGUUCAUACUUCUGUGAAGUAGCAACUCUCUUUGUCUCAGUCAAAACGUGGACAUGUUCAAAUUGGAACCGCGCUUCAUUUCUUUAACGAGUAGUUCCCAAACUCCCCAUCGAGCUGUUGCACUGCUAACCGGUGUUGUUCCUUGUUUAUUUUAUUUCUAACUAAACUUUUGUUCUCAGUCAAAUAGAUUUAAUAAAAAAAAAAAAAAAAACAGACUUGAUACUUCCAAAGCAGGUUACCUUCAGCUUCCUUAAAACAAAUUUGUGUGAUGUUAGAACGCAGCACUGUUGUUCCCGUUAGGUAGUGUUUGCAUAAAUGUGUGUGUGAUCCAAUCCCUAAACUCUGGCUCACACUUAAAAAAAACUUGGUGGCCUCGCAAGGUUUUCAUGUGACUCACUCUCUAGCGGUUCCAUUUUAUGAUAUCAUUAGCAUAAUGCUAACAAAUUGUAAUGUAUAAGUAGGUCUAUCGUGUUUCACUCUCAAAUUUUAACUUGUGUAGGAAGAGCUUAGAGAGUAAGAAACGUUUUGUCUCAAAGGUCAUGCAGAGUUUUUUGGAUUUGUCAUCACUGUGCUGCUACCGUUCCCAUUUCCUUCUGUAGUGAUGCAGAAAGACGUAAUGAUCAAACGCUGCUAUUAGCACUGGUACUGUGAGGCUACGACGCACACUGAUGAAUAAUCAUGUGCUGGAUUAUUUUUAUUUUAUUCAAGUAGACGUAAUAAAUUAAAUAUUUAUAAUUAAUUAAUUAAUGGCCACUUCCAUGGCUUUUACUCUCGUUCAUUGUCUUGGUGUCUGGUUCACAUUUCAUGCUUUCAUGUUUAAAAAUGGCACUCGAGGGUGUUUUUGUCCGGGGGGGCGGUGGGUUCAAACGAACAGCUGUAGUGGUGUCGGGUCUCUGUUGCCUUAUUCCCCCUCAAGCCUGUCACAGCAAAACACUGCCCUGCUUCUUUUAUUUUGAAAAUCCAAAGACCGAAAUUGUCUUUUUUUUUUUUUUCUCCUCCCCCCUCCCCCUUUUCAUACAGUAGUGCUGCUGAGGAGGGUCACAGUAUUUACAUAUCACUUUUAUUGAUGUUUGACGAGUUACAGACUAAAAUGUUACAUGAGCUGCCAGGAUGCACAACACAGUGAAAGACUUCCUUGUUUUUAUGAUGUAGCCGAUGCUAAAUAAAUGUUUUCAUCAAUCUUCUUGAAUCUGUAGCUGGUGCCUGAACACGAUCAGUGACGAGACGGUUGACAAUUUCUCUGUGUACAUUCUUGUAAAGAAAUAUUUAAAAUUAAAAACCCGUAAUUGCUAUUUCUGUUUCUUCAAUCAAACAUAAAGCAACUUAUUUGAAUUCAGUGUUGCCUUUGUGACUCGACUCUGAUGCAUUCCAAGUUUUUAACACUGGUGGGCACUGUUGGCAAAGAUUAGAGCUUCAGUUGAAGUGAAAACAUUCGAAGCCAAUGUUUAGUUUUUACUGAAAAUGAACUAACCCUCCUUUUUUCUUAAGAUUUAAAGCUACAGAUCCAUUAUCAAUUAUAUUUUAAA
Messenger RNA from Pleuronectes platessa (European plaice), 3360 nucleotides. RefSeq names its product transmembrane protein 120B (gene tmem120b). Gene Ontology annotation, cellular component: membrane. Gene Ontology annotation, biological process: fat cell differentiation. The record is from RefSeq and is a predicted model, not a curated record. Bases 86 to 1102 code for a protein of 338 amino acids. NCBI's taxonomy places the organism in Eukaryota, Metazoa, Chordata, Actinopteri, Pleuronectiformes, Pleuronectidae. The transcript is spliced from 12 exons.